Messenger RNA from Rhinopithecus roxellana (golden snub-nosed monkey), 3447 nucleotides. It is a transcript of the gene WBP4, whose product is annotated as WW domain binding protein 4. Gene Ontology annotation, cellular component: nucleus; precatalytic spliceosome. Gene Ontology annotation, molecular function: RNA binding; protein binding; zinc ion binding. NCBI's taxonomy places the organism in Eukaryota, Metazoa, Chordata, Mammalia, Primates, Cercopithecidae. Bases 166 to 1293 code for a protein of 375 amino acids. The transcript has 10 exons. The record is from RefSeq and is a predicted model, not a curated record. Gene Ontology annotation, biological process: mRNA splicing, via spliceosome.
GUAGUUGGGAACGGCGGAACGCUGGUCCCGUGGACUGAGGAAGGUGUCUGGGUAGGAGGGAGGUUCGGGUGGGCCUCGGGCGGCUGGAAGAGCCCGACUUGUCCCGCUGAGAAAGCGCGAGUCUGAGUGGAACCCUGGACGACUUGCAGAGCGGCUGGCGCAGUCAUGGCGGACUACUGGAAGUCACAGCCAAAGAAAUUCUGUGAUUACUGCAAGUGCUGGAUAGCAGACAAUAGGCCUAGUGUUGAAUUUCAUGAAAGAGGAAAGAAUCAUAAGGAAAAUGUGGCAAAAAGGAUCAGUGAGAUUAAACAGAAAAGCCUGGAUAAGGCAAAGGAAGAAGAAAAGGCAUCAAAGGAGUUUGCUGCAAUGGAGGCAGCUGCCCUGAAAGCAUACCAAGAGGAUUUGAAAAGGCUUGGCUUAGAAUCAGAAAUUUUGGAGCCAAGCAUAACACCAGUAACCAGCACUAUCCCACCCACCUCUACAUCAAAUCAACAGAAAGAAAAGAAAGAAAAGAAGAAAAGAAAAAAAGAUCCUUCAAAGGGCAGAUGGGUGGAAGGCAUAACCUCUGAGGGUUACCAUUACUAUUAUGAUCUUAUCUCAGGAGCAUCUCAGUGGGAGAAACCUGAAGGAUUUCAAGGAAACUUAAAAAAGACAGCAGUGAAGACCGUUUGGGUAGAAGGUUUAAGUGAAGAUGGUUUUACCUAUUAUUAUAAUACAGAAACAGGAGAAUCCAGAUGGGAGAAACCUGAUGAUUUCAUUCCACACACUAGUGAUCUGACUUCUAGUAAGGUCAAUGAAAAUUCACUUGGCACCCUAGAUGAAUCCAAAUCAUCAGAUUCGCAUAGUGAUUCUGAUGGGGAACAGGAAGCAGAAGAAGGAGAGGUCUCUACAGAGACACAAAAACCAAAAAUAAAAUUUAAGGAAAAAAAUAAAAAUGAUGGAGGAAGUGACCCAGAAACACAGAAAGAAAAAAGUAUUCAGAAACAGAAUUCAUUAGGUUCAAAUGAAGAAAAAUCCAAAACUUUUAAGAAAUCAAACCCAUAUGGAGAAUGGCAAGAAAUUAAACAAGAGGUUGAGUCUCAUGAGGAGGUAGAUUUGGAACUUCCAAGCACUGAAAAUGAGUAUGUGUCAACUUCUGAAGCUGAUGGUGGUGGAGAACCCAAAGUGGUAUUUAAAGAAAAAACAGUCACUUGUCUUGGAGUUGUGGCAGAAGGAGUGGCCCCAGUCUUCAAAAAGAGAAGAACUGAAAAUGGAAAAUCUAGGAAUUUAAGGCAACGAGGUGAUGAUCAAUAGUUGCAGGAGAGCUUUUUGUAUAUGCUUUUAGGACAGAAUGGAGACUUAUACAUCCAAAGUUUAUCUGUGUUUGUAAGUACUUUGAUGCUAAAAAUUUAGAUUUAUUCUAAAUUUAUUUGAUGUGAAUUAAAAUAAAUAUUUUUUCAUGUGAAAUUUAUUUUGGUUCCUAAAAUGGAAGCCUACCACAUUGCAUUGUAAUACAGUGUAUUAUGUUCUGUGUCUAAAAAUUGCUAAUUAAGUCAUAAUUUAAGAUGCUAUGUAUCUGUUAUUUAAAACAUGGAGAAACAGGGCCUUUAUUCCAUUGGUAUUCAUAUGAACAUAUUUAUCCUGCAUUGAAAAUGCAUUACUUUUGCACAUUGAUGUUAACUAUUGUCCAACAAAUAAGUAUCAGUACAUGAGAAGAUUCACAGCCCAGUGAUGAUUUGGUUCUGAGGCUGAUGUAAAAAAUGAAUGCAUAUUGGCUUACGUUACUCAAUUUAAAGUCAAAAGCCAACAACCAGGAGCAGCUCAGGUACUUCAGAGGUGCUUAAUAAUGGAGUGAAAACUGGAUCAGAGGUGGAAAUGUAUAUUUGCCCCAGUUCACUUCAAAACAGCAAACGUUUAAGCAUUUUACUUUGAACCAGGCAUUGUGUUAGGAAUCCAGGGAUAAAGAUGAAUGAAAUGUAUUUCUAUUCUUCAGUAGUUCACAUUCUAGCAUAUUCCUUUUUUCCCCCAGUCAUGCACUCUUUUUAGCAGCCUUAUAUGUACUAGAAAAGAUUUUUUAAGGUUUAUUUAAAGCUGUGUAGAUGAAGACUUGAUCUAAAAUAGUAUAAGGUCUCCGGCUUCAGUAAAAGUUUUUAGUGUUUACUUAAAUUAGUAAUUUAUCACUUUCUGUCUGUUUAAAAUGUCUUAAAAAGUAGAAUUUUCUUAUUUAAUCCAUUUAGUAGUUACCUCCCUUUUACUUUUCAAAUUCACAAAAUUAUAUUUCUCAUAAAUUGUAUAGUAUUUAACUUUUGAUAGUUAAUAUUUGUCUUUUUAAGAUUACUAGUGUACAUGUAAAAAAUAGCUUAUUAAAAACUUUGUCAAAGAAUAAGUUAAAUAUUGUUAUUAUUCUAAUUCCAGUCAGAAUCAACUUAGCAUUGGUGAGAUAGUAUUUGGAGAUUUGUCUUUGCAUUUUUUCAGUCUACUUUUUGGGUAUUUUAUGAAUGUGAAAGCCUAAACUUUCCCCUUCAUUAGGAAGAGAUAUUUUAUAGUUCUUGAUAGCCCAUUCAUCAUCUAGCUGAGCAGUGCAUUUUGGGGCGUCACUCUUCUCAGUUGGAAAAAGUAAUGGACUGUAAAUGCAGUGCUCCUAUACUUUACCCACAUUUAGCUCUUAAAAAAUACAAAAUUGAAGGCAUUUUUAAAAUUAUACCUCGUGUAAACUUUCUCUUUGAUGAUUUUUAAAACAAUCUCCUUUACUUUUGAAAUUAGUAUUCUCAAAAACUGAAAGCAAGGUAAAUGUCUUUAAACAGUAUGGUUUUAAGGAUUGCUCAGAAAAGACUUGAUAAUAACAACAAUAUUUUAGUAAAUCAAAUCAUGAAAAAUAGUAAUAUUCCAUCUGCUUUGGAGGAGUAGAGAACAUACAGCUUUUAACUUACUUGGAUGUUUUUGUAAGUGAUACCAUUUCUACUAUUACCUUUCUAUAUUUAUAUAUGUAUGUAUAAUAUAUAUAUACACUUGUAGAUCAUGAAAGUAAUUUUUUAAUAAAUAUAAAAAUCCAAAUAAUAGAGAAAUAAGUUUUUAGGAAAUCUCAGUAAUCUCUCAACCCCUCUCCAUGACCACUGUGGGGUUUUCCAUUUUUCUCAACAUAACUGGGUGUAUAUGGGUAACCCUUAUGACAGCUGGACCUAUGAGGUUCACUAUCUGGAUGAAACCAUAUUCAAAGAAACAUGAUCCAAACAACCAAAAGUAGUUUUUGUUUUUUUAAUGAAGUUUUUAUACAUUCCAAGAACUAUACUAGGGGAAUCAACCCUACCAGAUAUUUAUGUAUUAAAAAUCUAUAAGAUACAAUAAAGGCCGGGGAUGGUGGCUCAUGCCUGUAAUCCCAGAACUUUGGAAGACCAAAGCAGGCAGAUUGCUUGAGUCCAGGAGUUUGAGACCAGCCUGGGCAACAGGGCAAAACCCCAUCUCUACUAC